Penicillium nucicola is the source of this 756-nucleotide messenger RNA. RefSeq lists its product as uncharacterized. The record is from RefSeq and is a predicted model, not a curated record. Gene Ontology annotation, biological process: cell wall modification. Gene Ontology annotation, molecular function: pectinesterase activity. NCBI's taxonomy places the organism in Eukaryota, Fungi, Ascomycota, Eurotiomycetes, Eurotiales, Aspergillaceae. The transcript has a single exon. Bases 1 to 756 code for a protein of 251 amino acids.
AUGAAUGGAUAUCUUUUCGUUGCCGGUAGUUAUAUCGAGGGGAACGUUGAUGCGAUCUGGGGCAAAGGCGCAGGCUACAUCCUGGCAUCCACUAUAUCUCCAAACAAAGACGGGGUCAGUCUUACCGCCGACAAGCGAUCAAAAAACUCUUCACAAGCAGGCUUCGUUUUUGACCAGUGCACUAUUUCCCCUGCAACGAGCACAAAGCCUCUAUCUGAGAUCUCCCUUGGUCGUCCUUUGAACCGAUUUGCAAGAGUGGCGUACAUAUACUCUUCUCUGGACGCUUGUGUGCAAGCGGCUGGGUGGGAGGAGUGGUCCUCUAGUAGCCCUCGAACUAGUGACGUCUUAUUUGGGGAGUAUAAAAACCACGGCGAUGGAUCAGACACCUCAAAACGAGCAUCAUUUGCCGUUCAGCUCGAUGAACAAGCGGCAGCAAACUUUGAACUAGCUAAAUUUUUCCCUGACACAGAGUGGAUCGAUCUCAACCAUGUGAAUGCAACUCCGUUUGAGGCCGGCCAGCCAGCCCCAGGCUCCGCAGACACUUCUGCCCCGACAUCUACAACUGGGGGUGCUAAUCAAACCGGUGCAACGAAGACAGCAACUGAAACAUCGACAGCGAUCACCAAAAUUACAAUUGCAGCAGAUGAAGUGACUUCCACCGAGACAUUUGUCAUUACUAUCGAUUUAGGCACGACUGUGUCCCCAGCCUCAGCGACUAAGGACAUUACCUUUGAAGCUACGACAACCAUACUCUAA